AUGUCUUUAUUAAAUAAUGUCGUGAAAACUGUUCUCAAUGGCAUCAAACCAUUCACCACCCAGAAGUCAUUUGUACGAUUUCGAUACCAUGCAGAUAAAGUUGCCAGGGGGCCCUUAGUCAGAAGACAUGGAUAUGAAGAAAAAGUAUUGCAGAGAGGACUGCUGCCUCGAGACCCAAAGGCACAACCACUUCCUAUCCCAUUAUACAGGCCCCAGGAUGCUUGGUCAGAGAAGAAGGCUUUGUUUGGCCAGAAUGACUAUAUAGACAUCUUGGGCAACGAAAACAUCCAUCCUGCAAGGAUACUUUAUAAUGUGCCAACUUGGUUGAGAGGUGUUGGUGGGAAUGAGUACCAGGUCAUGCUUCGGAAGAGGAAAAUGUUGGGACAAACGACAUAUCCUUUAGCAAGGCCAACAAAAUGGUACCAGUUAGAAAAGAGGAUCUUUUAUUUGUAUAAAUUCCUUAACCGAAAAACUAGGACACCAUACAGAAAUAGAUAA
Acanthoscelides obtectus is the source of this 498-nucleotide messenger RNA. NCBI's taxonomy places the organism in Eukaryota, Metazoa, Arthropoda, Insecta, Coleoptera, Chrysomelidae. The record is from the annotation of a GenBank genome assembly.